Molecule: messenger RNA, 951 nt
Organism: Drosophila arizonae
Lineage: Eukaryota; Metazoa; Arthropoda; Insecta; Diptera; Drosophilidae
Product: procathepsin L-like
Biological process (GO): proteolysis
Molecular function (GO): cysteine-type peptidase activity
Source: RefSeq, a predicted model, not a curated record
AUGCUGGGUAUAAAACGGCUGGGAUUCUAUCAACUCGAAACGGAGUGGAAUUCCUACAAGAGCGAGUUUGGCAAGAUCUACGAUGAGUCAGAGGAAAGGUUGCGCAAGCUGAUCUUCGGGGAUAAUAAGAAAAUCAUCGAAGCACACAACGAACGCUGGGCCGCAGGAGAUGAGGGCUACGAGAUGGGUCUGAAUCAGUUCUCAGACAUGCUGCCAAACGAGGUCAGCGAGGCGAUUGGAACAGAUGCUGAAACGGGAUUUGAUGAAGAUGUGGAAGUGGACAUGGAGUCCUAUGAUUGGAGCGAUGAUGAAAACUUUGAGCUGUCACCCAAGGUAAACUGGACCCAGCUGGGUGCAGUUUCGCCCGUCGCGUUUCAGGGACACUUCAACACCUCCUGGGCCUUUGCUGCGGCUGGCGUGACGGAGAGUCGUCAGUUCAUUAAAUCCGGAAAACUGCAAGUGCUCUCCAAGCAAAACCUUGUCGAUUGCUGCAAGGCCGAAAGCAAUUGGCUUCCACGAGCUCUGGUGUGUAUUAAGAAGAUGGGCGGCAUUGACACGGAGGCUUCGUACCACUACCGUGGACUGACCGGCAAGUGCCAGUUCAAGAAGAAGUCUGUUGCUGCCCGAAUCAACAAGGUUUUCAAAAUAUAUUCCAGAAACGAAAAAGCUUUGGCAUACAGCGUGUCCCAGGGUCCGAUAGCUGCUGUGAUUCCAUUUACAGCGAUUGUCCACUACAAGAGCGGCGUCUACGACAAUCCCCACUGUGGACAGAGCGCCAAUUAUGCUGUGCUCAUCGUGGGCUACGGCCAUUGCAAGCAUUUCGGAGACUAUUGGAUCCUCAAGAGUUCUCUGAGUCCCCACUGGGGGGAGAAUGGCUACAUGAGGCUGGCACGCAACAAGAAAAAUCUGUGCGGCAUUUCCAACAAUGCCUUCUUUCCAGAAAUGAAGUAG